GCAGUUGCAACAGCAACAGCAGCAACAGCAACAGCAACAACAGCAACAGCAACAGCAGUUUCAACAGCAGCAGCAACAACAGCAGCAGCAACAGCAGCAUUUGCAACAGCAGCAGCAACAGCAGCAUAUACAACAACAACACUUCCAACAGCAGCUCCAGCAGCAACAACUACAGCAGAUUCACUCCCUGCAGCAUGUGCCACAAGCAGCUGCUCCAUCAAUCUCGAUGCAAUCUCUUGGCACGGCGAUUCCACCUAACCCCUUGAUGCAGCAAUCGACAGCUGCGUUUCCGCCACAGGCGGAGGAUGGAGGUCGAGACCGCGGUGCUGUGCUGGGGUCUGUGUCAGCGCAGAACCUGUCUGGAUCCUUAUCUCUCGAGGAGGUGGUGCGCAACGUGGCCAAGGAGACCGCCGAGGCGAUGAUCUCCCAGGAGUUGGCGAAGCACAAGGACCCCAGGAUCGCUUUUGAGAAAGGACCCAGUGAACUGCACAACUGCAGGUCACGAGAUAAGUCGAUCAACCCACCAGACUCGAACCAGCGCCUGCCCUCAGAGGCGGUGCUGUUGCUCCAAGGUUCAUCUGAGCUUGCAAACGAGGAGGAUAUGCUCCUGCUGAAAGAGGCGGCGUCCGCGAUCGUGCAGCUCUUGAUUGAGGAGGAGAGGAUUGAAGCUUCAAGCACUGAUUUGCCGACCUGGUCUUGUAUGAGGUGGGCGACGCUGACCAUGCGCUUGCUCGCUGACAGGCACCAACGUGCGUUGCGCGAGGGCAAGUGUUUGCUGUCGAUCAGCAGCAAAGUGUCUUUAACCCUGGCGGAGGAGCAGCUGGCCGAAUAUCUCUUUAUCAAAAGUCCUCAAUGGGCGGCCGAGUUUCCCGAACUGAAGCAAACCUGUUGUCAGCUUUUGGUGGCCCGCCUGCAAGCAGUGCCGCUGAGCAUGGGCAGGUUGCAGAAGCGCAGCCCAGGCGAGCCUCUGUGGCACGGGCUGAGCGCCAGCAGGCGGAGCCGAGUGGUGACCAGUGACAUGUACUCUUCACGCAAAAACCCCGAGGCGAGCCUCGAUUUGCGAGGGCGGCCCUUUCGGACCAUGGGCGAGCUCCCGGCCCUCGACGCGUGGGACGCCCGUGGCGUGGCGGCGCUCUUCACGCACUCGGCGGACGCGUUGCCGCCACCGCCGGGCUUCAGCUCCGAGAGCGAAGAGGACGAGACCGACGAGGAGGACUGAGGUGAACCUGUGAGGUGAAUCGAACUUUUCAUUUUUUAAAUAAUAGCUUCGCAGGUUGGGCCAUGUGUGAAC
Messenger RNA from Durusdinium trenchii, 1291 nucleotides. Lineage: Eukaryota; Dinophyceae; Suessiales; Symbiodiniaceae. The record is from the annotation of a GenBank genome assembly.